Drosophila innubila is the source of this 2704-nucleotide messenger RNA. RefSeq names its product SH3 domain-binding protein 5. Gene Ontology annotation, molecular function: protein kinase inhibitor activity. Gene Ontology annotation, biological process: negative regulation of protein tyrosine kinase activity; intracellular signal transduction. NCBI's taxonomy places the organism in Eukaryota, Metazoa, Arthropoda, Insecta, Diptera, Drosophilidae. The coding region runs from base 287 to 2377 and encodes 696 amino acids. Gene Ontology annotation, cellular component: cytoplasm. The transcript is spliced from 6 exons. The record is from RefSeq and is a predicted model, not a curated record.
GUCCGCUGUGUUGUCAUCGUUAUAUGUACGCAUUGUUGUUGUUAAUGUUGUUGUUGUUGUUGAAAAGAAGCUUUUUCAGCUUACAACUGCUGUGCUUAAUUUUCUAUUUGGCAAAUCGAAUUGACACAGUUAAAUCGAAAAGAGUUGAAAUCGUUAAAUAUAUCAGUAACUGCUGCACUGCAUCCGCAAUGACACUCAAGUGAAUUGGUUCACAAUCGAAUUCCCAUUCGACUUUCAUUCACAGUUUGUGUGAGAGCAAACGAUUUAAGCGAUUUGACGCGGAGAAAUGUCAACGGAAAGCAAUACGCCCGUAGAUCCUCGUGUUCAGAUUGAGCUGGAAAAGCUGAACACGGCAACGGACAAUAUCAACAAAUACGAAGUGGAGCUCGAUGAAUCGAAAUGCGAGUUCAAGCGACUGCUGGCCGAGAGCGUGGUCCGCAUCAAGGCGGCUGCCCACAAGCUGGGCAACUCCAUAGACGCCGCCAAGCCCUAUUAUGAGUCUCGGAUCUAUGCCGCCCAGCUGGCCAAGGAGACACAGCAGGCGGCGUCUAAUCACGAAAAGGCCAAGUCCAUACAUGCUGCCGCCAAGGAAAUGGUUUACCUGGCCGAGCAGGGACUCGGCGAGAAGUCCACACUGGACACAGCCUGCCAAGAGAUGCUCAGCCAUGCGGCCAGCAAAGUCAAUCAGUCUCAGCUGGAGGUCACCGACACUCGCAAUGCCCUCAAGAUGUGCCAACUGAAAUUGGAGGUGGCCAACAAUCGUGUGGGCAAACUUCAGGGUCAACUUAAGCAGGCUUUACGUGCCUCCAGAUUGCAGCUGAGGCGCAAUUUACUUUUGUUGAAAUACCUUAGCAUAUUGCACGCUUUGUAUUGUACCCUAUGCUCGCCCUACUAUGAGACGCGUGCAAACUACAAUGGACUGUUAAAGGCGCAAAAGCUGCGCGUCAACGAGCUAGAGACAAAGGUCAGCGCCGCCAAAUUGACCUACAAUGAGGCGCUGAAGAAUCUCGAACAGAUCUCCGAGGAUAUACACAGGCAACGGCAGCAGCGAAACAAUCUGCUUAACUACGAGGCGAUGCUCCGUCAGGUGGACGCCGUUGAUGCUCUCACAGCGGGCGUAAAGCAACAAUUGCUGGUGCAGUCCGAGCCGCUGAUGGAGCCGGAGACGGAACCGGAUGAGUAUUUAAACAUGCCGGAUCGACUAAGCAGCGGCGCCAGCUCACCACGUCAGCGUCAGGCUGAUCCGCACGACUGUCCGCAUUUGCUGCAUGAUUUCGAGGCGGUGCUGACCUUUCCACAGAAAUUGGCUGGUGGCAUGCACAAAUCGGCCAGCACCAGCGCCACCGAUGGCGACAAUAAUCUGUUUGCCCAGGCGCAAGGACUUCACGGCCCCUAUGAGGUGAAACCGCGUUCCGAGUCAGGCAGCAGCUCGCUGGCAUCCGCAUCAGCAUCCGCAUCAGCGUCUGCAUCAAUGUCGGUGCAGCCGGCGGACAAUGAUAUUGAUCAAUGGACAGAGAUUCGUCUGUCGCACUCGGAUAGCACCAGUUCGAGCUACUCCAAUCAGUCGCUGCUGGAGCAGCACGGCUUCGAUGGUGCCGGCGGCAUGGGUGGGGGAGGUCAGGGACUGGGCUACGGUUUGGGCAGUUUGGAGCCGGAUGCACAGUCACAGCACUCGACAUCAUCAUCGGAUGAGCCGAAGCGUAAGGUGACCUGCACUACCAUAUUCCAGGAUGACAGCAGCGGCGGCAUCGGUCUAUCCGGUCAUCCGAUAAGCCGCAAGCAAAGCCUCAGCCAAUGGCUAUCGCGAUCCAACAGCUUCAAGAGCAACGGUCGUCGUCAGAGUCUCGAUCUUCUCAUUGAUGCCGGCGACAAGGUGAAGGAUGUAUUCAGCUAUGGCUUUCAAAAAGUCGGACGUACCCUGGAGCGGCGUAACAGUGAAUCUGAAAUGGCCAGCGAAGGCAAUGAGACAGAUGCGUUGCUAGCAACAAAUACUACGACAACAACAGCGGCAACAGCAGCGGCAGCGACAGCAGCAACGACUGCAGCAACGGGCAAUUUAUUGGCCAGCAAUAAUAGCAACAUGAACAUCAACAUCAACAUCAACAGCAGCAGCAGCAGCAGCAGCGCCGGCGAUUUCUUUUCAUUUAGCAGAUCUUCAGAACCCAAAGAGUUACUAUCCGAUGAGCAGGUUGAGAAUUUGCUGUUGAACCAUUCGGUAGAUGAGCAUGGCGUCAUUACAGUGGAGGAAUUAAAGUCACCAACUGCAGCAGCAGCCACACCAAGAAGAUCAACCACAAGCAUGCACCACCCACAACAACAACAACAACAACAACGACAACAACAACAACAACAACAACGUGCCGCAUUGAUGUUUUAAAUGCCUCAAUGGCAACUGUACUUAAUACUGGACCCGUUUGUGCAAAUGAUCAUGACCAUUUCAAGCAAUUUAGAAAGAGGCGUACAUAUCAUUCGUCGUUAUAGAACCCAUUAAGCUUAUGCAAAGGAGCAGCUGAGGCCGACGGAAUCUGUGCAAUAUUUUUGUGCAUAGUUUUUGACUAUGUUUUAAUCCUAACAUGUGCAAUAAUGUUGUUUAGCGUACAAAAAACAAAAAAACCAAAAAAAAAAUUACAUUUUAUGCUGUUCUGAAAAGCAAUUAACUAACUUACGCAUACAAAUCAGUUAAAUGGUUAAGUGUGUAAACAUA